AUGGAAGGCUCUGUCAACGAACGCCUUGAUUUUGGGAAGAUGGGAUAUGGGUGCAGGCAUUACAGGAGAAGAUGCGGGAUUCGUGCCCCCUGCUGCAACGAGAUCUAUGGAUGCCGUCACUGUCACAACGAGGAAGCGAACUUGUUGAAGAAUCCCCUUGAUCGCCACGAACUCGUUCGCCAAGAUGUUAAGCAAGUUGUUUGUGCAGUUUGUGACACUGAGCAAUCUGUUGCUCAAGUUUGCACUAACUGUGGCGUCAAAAUGGGAGAAUAUUUCUGCAACAUAUGCAAAUUCUUUGAUGAUGAUACAGAGAAACAACAGUUUCAUUGCGAUGAUUGUGGGAUCUGCAGGGUUGGUGGACGAGAAAAUUUUUUCCAUUGCAAGAAGUGUGGAUCUUGUUAUUCAGUUGGUCUCCGUGAUAAUCAUUUAUGUGUGGAGAACUCAAUGAGGCAUCACUGCCCCAUUUGUUAUGAGUACCUUUUUGAUUCAUUGAAAGAGACCAUUGUUAUGAAAUGUGGUCACACAAUGCACCAAGAAUGUUACCAGGAGAUGAUAAAACGUGACAAAUAUUGCUGUCCCAUAUGCUCUAAGUCGGUGGUGGACAUGUCGAGGACGUGGAAGAGAAUUGAUGAAGAGAUUGAAGCAACUAUGAUGCCUGAAGAUUAUCGAUACAGGAAGGUUUGGAUACUAUGUAAUGACUGCAACGAUACAACAGAAGUUUACUUCCACAUUCUUGGCCAAAAAUGCGGCCAUUGCAAUUCAUAUAAUACUCGCGCAAUUGCUCCUCCAGUUCUUCCUCAAUGA
Messenger RNA from Sphenostylis stenocarpa, 804 nucleotides. Lineage: Eukaryota; Viridiplantae; Streptophyta; Magnoliopsida; Fabales; Fabaceae. The record is from the annotation of a GenBank genome assembly.